AUGUCACUUUGGCCGUUGGUUUUGGUUGCUUCUGUUCACGAGCGUGUGAGAGAACACUUGGCCCAGCGCUGCCGUUGCCGCGCCACAAGAAACAAACAGAGGAUUUGGAUCGCGCGGCCGGCAGGCAUGGCGCCGUUGGCCGCCUCCCCGCUCCUCCCCUCCCCCUCGCCGCCGUGCCAUCUCCUCCCCCAACGCCGCAGCGCCGGCAGCCUCCGCCCGCUGGCGCCUCGGCUCCCGCGCCUCUGCCGUGACGGCGGCGGCGACGGGUGCCAGCCGAGACGACUCCGGCAUGUCCGGCCGCCCCGCGCCGCGCCCAUCAUCGCGCCCGGCGACCAGUGGGGCAACUGGGCGUUCCUCCUCUCCGCCGCCGCCUUCGGCACCUGGGCGGAGGAGCGGACGGCGUGGGGCGCGGCGCUGAGCGGGGCGCUGGUGAGCAUCCUGGCGGGCCUGGCGGCGUCGUCAGUCGGGCUGGUGGCGCCCGGCGCGCCCGCGCAGGCCGUUGUCAUGGAGUACCUGCUCCCCGUCGCCGUGCCGCUCCUGCUCCUCGGCGCCGACCUCCGCCGCGUCGUCCGCACCACCGGCGACCUCCUCAAGGCCUUCCUCAUCGGAUCAGUUGCAACUGUAAUUGGCACGACGGUGGCCUAUCUGCUGUUCCCGAUGAGGUCGCUCGGCCAGGACGGAUGGAAGAUCGCCGCCGCUCUCAUGGGGAGCUACAUUGGCGGAGCGGUGAAUUUCGUGGCGAUCUCGGAGGCGCUGGGCACGACGCCGUCGGUGGUGGCAGCCGGCGUGGCGGCGGACAACCUCAUCUCGGCGCUCUACUUCACGGCCCUCUUCGCGCUGGCGUCCAAGAUACCGCCGGAGCCCAAGAGCGCCUCGUCCCCGCAGGACGGCGCGGAGCCCCGGGGCAGCAUGCCCGUGCUGCACGGCGGCGCGGCGCUGGCUCUGUCGUUCGCGAUCUGCAGGGCCGGCACGGCGAUCGCGGCGGGGCUGGGCGUGGCCGCCGGCGGCACGCUGCCGUGCGUGACGGCGCUGGUGGUGGCCCUGGCGACGGCGUUCCCGGGCUUGCUGGGCCGGCUGGCGCCGUCGGGCGAGACCAUGGCGCUCAUCCUGAUGCAGGUGUUCUUCACGGUGGUGGGCGCCAACGGCAGCGUGGUGGACGCGGCGACCAAGGCGCCCGCCGUGUUCGCGUUCGCGGCCGUGCAGGUGGCCGUGCACCUCGCCGUGGUGCUCGUGGCCGGGAGGCUGGCGGGGCUGGACAGGAAGCAGCUGCUCCUCGCGUCCAACGCCAACGUCGGCGGGCCCACCACGGCCGCCGCCAUGGCGACGGCGAAGGGGUGGAGCUCGCUCGUCGUGCCCAGCAUCCUCGUCGGCAUCUUCGGGAUCUCCAUCGCCACGUUCCUCGGCAUCGGCUUCGGCAUGUUCGUGCUCCGGAGGAUGUCCGGCUUCUAGUCAGUGCCUUUCUUUCUUCUUCUCCUGCUAGAGUAGAUUUUUUUGAGGCAAUCUUGUCCUGCUAGAUGGAGCUCAUAUGGAGUGUUUUUAACUCUUCUACUCCCUCCGUUGCUAAGUACUGUAUAAGUUUUUUUUAGGGAUUUCACUAUAAACUAUAUUUAGAGCAAAAUGAGUAAAUCUACACUCUAAAUACAUCUAUAGACAUCCGUAUGUGAUUCAUAGUGCAAUCUCUAUAAAGACUUAUAUUUAAGAACGGAUGAAGUAUUUUUGAGCGGUGAGUCAAACUUGUUUCA
Triticum dicoccoides is the source of this 1742-nucleotide messenger RNA. RefSeq lists its product as uncharacterized. The transcript has 4 exons. NCBI's taxonomy places the organism in Eukaryota, Viridiplantae, Streptophyta, Magnoliopsida, Poales, Poaceae. Bases 1 to 1449 code for a protein of 482 amino acids. The record is from RefSeq and is a predicted model, not a curated record.